This is a messenger RNA of Xenopus tropicalis (tropical clawed frog), 2980 nucleotides long. RefSeq names its product VAMP (vesicle-associated membrane protein)-associated protein B and C (gene vapb). Bases 117 to 845 code for a protein of 242 amino acids. Gene Ontology annotation, cellular component: endoplasmic reticulum membrane. The transcript is spliced from 6 exons. NCBI's taxonomy places the organism in Eukaryota, Metazoa, Chordata, Amphibia, Anura, Pipidae. The record is from RefSeq and is a predicted model, not a curated record.
UGCAGGGGCCGUGACGUCACAGCAGCCUCCGCCCUCCGCCGCUUUGCUGCAUCACCCGCUCCUGCAGCCGCCACCGCCGCCGGGACAGGCCCGGACCCCCAGCCCACACGGGAGACAUGGCCAAGGUGGAGCAGAUCCUUCAGCUGGAGCCCCAGCAUGAGCUCAAGUUCCGAGGACCCUUCACAGACGUCGUCACUACAAACCUGAAGCUUGGCAACCCCACAGACAAAAAUGUGUGUUUCAAAGUGAAGACCACGGCGCCUCGCAGGUACUGUGUGCGACCCAACAGCGGGGUGAUCGACGCCGGAUCCUCCAUCAAUGUGUCCGUGAUGCUACAGCCGUUCGACUACGACCCCAAUGAGAAGAGCAAGCAUAAGUUCAUGGUGCAGUCGAUCAUGGCACCGACAGACACCUCAGAUAUGGAGGCCGUAUGGAAAGAAGCAAAGCCAGACGACCUCAUGGAUUCCAAGCUCCGGUGUGUGUUUGAGCUGCCGUCAGAGAAUGAAAAAGCUCUCGAUGGAGAGAUAAACAAAGUCAUUUCUAGCAGUAUAACAAAGACUGAGUCCUCUCUGUCCAAAUCAAUAAGCUCCAAUCUGGAUGAUUCUGAGUAUAAGAAAGUGGUGGAAGAAAACAAGAGGCUGCAGACAGAAAUGCAGAGGCUACGGGAGGAGUACAAGCAAUUUAAGGAAGAAGACGGUUUGAGAAUGCGAAAGAUGCAGCCCACAAGCAGCCCCAACCGACCCGUCUCCGGCCUCGCGAAAGAAGAAGGAGUGAACACUCGGAUACUUGCACUGGUCAUCCUCUUCUUCAUUAUCGGCGUCAUUAUAGGGAAAGUGGCCUUGUAGACCAACGCAUGCAGAAAAGGAAAGAACCCCCCCCCCCCCCCCAUACACAAAGCAAGAAAUCAUCCUGUCGCUGGUGUAGCCAUAUCCAGAAAUAAAUUGAUUCCUAACAAUGUGUGAGCGAUGGAGGAGACGUCAAACAUUUCACAGGUGUUGCCUUUACGUUACUCCCCCCCCCCCUCCCCUCGCGCCUCCGUAACAUUCGCUUUUAGAGUCAGGUUUAAUUGCCCCCGGGGACGAUUCGUUAGGAAGAGUCCGAUUCAAAUUAACGAGCGUCACGGUUAACUCUUUAUAGUCACACUGUACAAUGUCAUUUUAAAGAAGAACACAAAAAAAAAAACAAUUUUUAACCUGCGGGUUUGUGUUGCCGGGUUAAUUCUUUUAAAAAAUAUGAAAGGAACAAAAAAAAAUUCAUCUUGAGAUCUGAUUCGCUUUUCCACCUGGGUCUCAUGCCUUUUGCCCCUCCCCUAGGCGGCUCUGGCUGUCACGGUUACAGCUGUAUACUACAUAUAUAUAUAUAUAUACACAUGACAGAGAUCUCAUAAGCCUUCCUGCUGCUCUUAUAUAACCUCCGUCUUGUCACUUGUGUGCGAAGCAGCCCCCCCGUCCCUCCCCCUGUGCCAGUCCUGUUUUUCUGUAUCCGCUGAUCUGCACUAGGGCCUGGCAGCCAUAUUGGAUAACUAAAAGCAGUAUCAUUUAUUUGGGCUGGGGAGGCAGGGCAGUCUUCCUCGUUAGUCAGUGUCCGUACCCUAAAUGCCAGCGGUUGUGUAUAUUAUUUUUUGUUUCAACUUCCCCUUUGUUUUUUGGGGCCUGCUAGCCUGGCGAGUCUCUUGCUUUUCCAGCAAAGGGACACCGGGGGGGGGCACAUAUCGGCUGUACUUUAUGCCACUGAUUUACAACCUGUAGUUGGGAUAUAACCCCAGUUGGGGCAGCCAAGCCCUAUGUUUCAGUUGCUGCACCUUCUUUUUGUUAAUGACGCCCCGAGGCUGGAAAAGUGUUAUGUUCAGGGACCAAUUUGAAGGAAUAGCCGUGCUCUGAUGAAACCUUGCAGUAUACAGUAGCUGUGUUUAAGGUGCUACGCCCUGUCCUUCUAGGCCCUUCUCCCAUGCGUCUACACCCAGUCCAGUCCAUCUAGGCCCUUCUCCCCUGCUUGUACACCCAGUCCAUCUAGGCCCUUCUCCCCUGCGUGUACACCCAGUCCAUCUAGGCCCUUCUCCCCUGCUUGCACACCCAGUCCAUCUAGGCCCUUCUCCCCUGCUUGUACACCCAGUCCAUCUAGGCCCUUCUCCCCUGCGUGUACACCCAGUCCAUCUAGGCCCUUCUCCCCUGCUUGUACACCCAGUCCAUCUAGGCCCUUCUUCCCUGCGUGUACGCCCUGUUCAUCUAGGCCCUUUUCCCCAGCAUAUACACCCAGUCUAUCUAGGCCCUCCUCCCCUGCGUGUAUGCCCAGUCCAUCUAGGCCCUCCUCCCCUGUGUGUAUGCCCAGUCCAUCUAGGCCCUUCUCCCCUGUGUGCCAUCAGUGUUUUCUGUCAUGCUGUAUAGAACCCCCCCCGUUCUAUAGAGCAGAUUGUACCCACAUAUCAAACCAGAGGGGGGCCCUGCGACUGACCCCACAUACUGUCUUUUUGGCAUCUAUAUAUCUGUGGCCAUAAUCAGUCCCCUAGUAUAAAGGCCCUGUAUCCUUUGCUUGGCAACCAGCCUGUAGGUGACAGGGGCCUAGGAACGGCCGUGGGUGUAUAACUGUUAAGUGCAGGAUCCCCCCCCAAAUUAAAGGGAAAUAUCAGUUAAUUCUGAUUGGUUGUGGGGCAGGGUGGGUGUGUCCAGAAGCCCGUAUGUAUAUGCAUGUGUAUACAUGUACCUAAUGUACCUAUGCAUACACUCAUAUUUAUUCACACAUCCCACAAUAUAGCGUUGUACCUGUGGUGUCUGAUCCGGGGGGGUAGGGGGGGGCGUUUGAGACCGAUGUAUAUAAUUUCCGGGCGAUAUUCGGGUUUAUUUAGCGACCUAUAGGGCAGCCAUAAAGUGGUGUUUGUUUUACUUUCUGCCAAACAUACUAAGAAUCUUCCUGGGGCAGAAUGGCACCCCCACCCUUCCCUAUAGGACCCCCCCUGAUGUAAAUUAAAUCUUUCAAAACAUUU